Molecule: messenger RNA, 3375 nt
Organism: Antrostomus carolinensis (chuck-will's-widow)
Lineage: Eukaryota; Metazoa; Chordata; Aves; Caprimulgiformes; Caprimulgidae
Gene: BUB1B
Product: BUB1 mitotic checkpoint serine/threonine kinase B
Exons: 23
Coding region: 1-3252 (1083 amino acids)
Biological process (GO): meiotic sister chromatid cohesion, centromeric; mitotic spindle assembly checkpoint signaling; protein phosphorylation
Cellular component (GO): nucleus
Molecular function (GO): ATP binding; protein kinase activity
Source: RefSeq, a predicted model, not a curated record
AUGUCUGAGGAGUGCAACGAUGAGUGGGAGCUGAGCAAAGAGAAUGUGCAGCCCCUUCGGCAGGGCCGUGUCAUGUCCGCCUUGCAGGAAGCACUGGCUCAGCAGGGAUCCUCCAACCACACUGCUGUUCAGCUCAAAAAACAAGAAUUUGAAUCCGAAAUCCGAUUUUACUCUGGAGAUGAUCCACUGGAUGUUUGGGACCGGUACAUCAAGUGGACAGAGCAAACCUUUCCCCAAGGGGGAAAGGACAGUAAUCUGGCAGCAAUAUUGGAAAGGGCGGUGAAAGCACUCAACGCACAGCAGCGAUACUACAGAGACCCACGCUAUCUGAGUCUCUGGCUCAAGUUUGGGGAUUGUUGUAAUGAGCCCUUGGAUCUGUACAGUUACCUGCACAGCCAGGAAAUUGGCACGACACUGGCUCUACUUUACAUCACGUGGGCAGAAGUACUUGAGGCUAGAGGAAGUUUUAAGAAAGCAGAUCUGAUAUUCCAGGAAGGUCUACAGCGCAAGGCUGAGCCUUUGGACAAACUCCAGUCCCACCACAGGCAGUUUCAGAUGCGUGUUUCUCGGCAGACACUACUGGGGCUUGAGGAGACUCCUGAUGAAAGAGAUACGGAUCUUCUGGGAGUUGCAGAACCUCAGAGAAGUUCCCUGGCAGAUCUAAAAGGCAGGGGGAAGAAAAAAGUGAGAGCCCCAAUUAGUCGUGUAGGAGAUGCACUUAAAGCCACAAACCAAACCAGAAGCUUCCAGACUCUAACAUCUCAUCAGCUUUCAAAUAAUCCGGGUUUUGCUGUGUUUGAUGAAAAUUCAGCUUCUGGACCUGAGAUUCCUGUACUUACACCACAGCCAUGGACAGCACCUCCAGCUCCAAGGGCCAAGGAGAAUGAACUAACCGCAGGGCCUUGGAACUGUGGCAGGCGUCCGCGCAGCAAUGUGAGUUCUGGGGUGGAAGUGCCUUGCCCACUGCCCAGUUUCACCCCGUACGUGGAAGAAUCAGCUCAGCAGCCAGCCAUGACUCCCUGCAAAAUUGAACCCAGCAUCAACCGUGUUUUAAGUGCUCGCAAACCUGAGAAAGAGGAGGAUCCACUACAGCGAGUGCAAAAUCAUCAGCAGGAUGCUCAAGAAAACAAGGAGAUGGUGAUGUACUGUAAAGAUAAAGUUUAUGCUGGAGUCGAAGAAUUUUCUUUGGAAGAGAUCCGAGCUGAAAUCUACAGAAAGAAAGCAAAAAAGAAAACCGAAGAGGAGAUGCAGGCCAUAGCACAGAAGAAGGAAGAAAUACAAAAGAAAAUUGAGGAGCUGGAGAAGAAAUUAAAGAAGAAAGAAGAUGACAAGCAGCAACAACCGCAUGAACAGCCAGCGGAGAGAACAGAAGCUUCGCCACCUUUGGGACUCCAAGGAUUUACUUCUUCUAGUGCAAUAGAAGUUGGGGAGAAACAGCCUCAGCUGGAAAGUGCAUCCCAGGUCUCUGAAGAUAUUCAACUACAUAAACCAUCUUGUUCUGAGGAUACACAACGGGGAAAUGUGGUUUUAGACUCUGAGGAGGAGCAGAGGAAUGAGGCCACCCUUGGAAAAAAAGAUGUAGGUCUCCUUCCCCCACCAGAUCCUGCUGCAUCUUUCUCCAUAUUUGUUGAAUCCUCUGCUCUGUCAAAUCAGAAUAUAAGCUGUUCUGCAGCUCAUGCACAGAAAAGUGCCCGGCGCCCUCUUGCUGUUCGUAAACCUUCAGAGCCUCUAACUGCGAAGGAAAACGUUCCACCAGAAGCCUGUGAUGAGCUGAAUGGAAUUGAACCUUUGACUGAAGAUGCGAUUCUGACAGGCUCGUACAAGAACAAAACCCUUUGUGCCAACCCAGAAGACACGUGUGACUUUGUUAGGGCUGCACACCUGGCCUCAACGCCCUUUCAUGGGGUGGUACCUCAGCGAGUCCCAGCUCCUGCUUUUUCACAGAGUGUCCUGAAGGAAGACUGUCCAGAAUCUAAGAGUGCACCUCUGAAUCAGGAAACGUUGGUUUGUGAGGGAGCGUACAAUGAAGCUCUUUGUGUAAAUAAACUCAGCCCGAUCAUGGAAGCAAGCCUGGAAGAUACUCGCUCGUCAGGUUCUGUCUCCUCAGGAUCUUCUCUUUCCUCUGUUACACAAAUAUCUACUAUGAAAUACCUGCAUAUCCCUGAGAAACUGGAACUGGCUCAGAGCUUGCCUGCUGAAACGGUUACUGAUUCUGGAGGUGAUGAUGUCACUCAGGUCUUGUGGAGCACUGAGCAGCGUAAAAAGCUUUUAGAUCCUAUGCCAGAAACGUUGACUGCUGCUCCAGAUUUUCACUUGGAGACUGGUGCCCUGCCUGUCAUGGAGCUUGAGAAGGACGUGGAGCUGGGAAAUGAGACUUACUCCAUCAAAUGGGAAUAUUGGACCAAUGAAGAGUACAAGAUGCUUUUUGCCAUUCCAGCUAACUUUCCCCAGCUGGAUGCAAAGGGAUUUGCAAUAAAGGUGUAUUCUCAGCCUGUGCCUUGGGAUUUUUAUAUCACACUUCAGUUACAGGAGCGUUUGAAUACUGAUUUUGACCAAAGCUUCAGUGAGAAUUGCAGCUGUUACUUGUUUCCCGAUGGCUGUGCUAUUUUGCACAGGGAUAUAAAUCGCUUCACGCUUGGGGAUGUUAUUCGUGGCUGUAAAUCCAUCACAGAGGAAGUUAUCCUGCUGGUUGUUUAUAAUCUUCUGGGUGUGGUAGAGAAGCUCCACAAAGCAGAGAUUGUCCAUGGAGAUCUGAGUCCAGAGGUGUUCUUUCUGGGAGACAGGAUCUGUGAUCCAUUUGGUAAUGAUGAAAUGACAAGAGCUCUGAAGAUAGUGGAUUUCUCUCACAGUCUAGAUUUGAGAUUACAGUCUCAAGUAAAUUUGCCCAACAGCUUUCCAAUAUCUCGGACCCCUCAUGGGCAGCAGCUUCUGGUGAAAAGUUCUCCUCCUUAUCAGGUAGACUUGGUUGGCAUUGCAGAUAUAGUCCAUUUGAUGCUGUUUGGGGAUCAUGUCCAGGUCUAUCAAGACAAUUCCAUCUGGAAAAUCAGCCAAAAUGUAUCAAAGACUGUUAAUGGUGAUUUCUGGAGUAAACUUUUUGGGAGAAUUCUGAAUGCAGAUGGUAAGUCCACAAUGCCUCUGCUGAGGGAGUUAAGAGAGGAAAUAAGUGACAUGUUUGACAGCUGUUUCCAAGAACGUCUUUGUGAAUCCUUAGCUGCGCUGGGAGAAACUUUCCUCUUGGAGAACUUCCUGUGAUUUCAUAGAGGACAAAUACAUUGUGUAUUAUAGAGAGGAUUUUGUUGUUAAUUUCUUAUUUAUUUUUUUCAAGUGUAAGCUUGGACAGUGAUUGUAGUUGUUUCUGCAAAACUUCACACGGGA